UGCGUUUCAUAAUUUGACAAUUGUUUAUGGUCAAUCGUCAGCCUAAUAACAAUCCAGAAUUUCAUGGACUCCCACCUUUUGCUAUUUUUUUGACAAAAAAAAAUCUAGUUACAAUCAAUUUCUCCACCUUUUUCAUCUGAAAACGAAAUCAGCGUCAAAAGCUUAAAAGCUGAACCCAACUUCUGAAUCAUGUAGAAGAUUAUCUGAGGCCACGAAACAUAGGCUGUCAAUUCCAGUCUGAAUUGCCCCACCAAAUGUUGUUUCUAGAUUGUUCAUCAGCGACCGUGAAAACGCUACAAGAAAUCUCAAGAAAUAUCCAAGAAAAAGCACGGAGGGACAGCGUCAUUGUAGCAUUUGAAGACGCCAAGUACCAAGAAAUGGCAAAGAAAACCAUCAUGGCAUCAUCCUCCAGUGCCCCUUCCCCACGUCCUUCCCUUCUCCAUCGGCAAUGGACGAGUCGUCGAGCCCUUUUAUUGCCAUUAUGAUAUAUUUAUUACUCGAUUCGAGUGACUGCACGUGACCCCUUCUCUCUCUUCUCCUCUCCCCCCCUUCCCCCGUCCCUGUUUCCCACCUUGGCGCCACCCCCGUCCCCCAUUGGAUCCGCUCACCUCCCUCUCUCUCUCUCCCCGGUCGGAAUCAAUGCCGCCUCCUCCAUUUCCGCUUCCGCUCCUCCUCGCCAUUGCUGCUCUGCUCUCCGCGGCCGUGGAGGGUUCGCACCGCGCCUGCUCGCCGCCUCCCCACGCUGGCCGCACGCCCCAACCGUCCUGCCCUCCGUUCCGUUCGCCGCCCUCCUCCUUCCCCUUCUCUUCCUCCGCCGGGUGCGGUCACCCCUCCUUCCAGAUCAACUGCUCCUCCCCCCAUUCCCUCAUCUCUAUCCACUCCGCCCCUUUCCUUGUCCUCGACCACCAACCCAACUCCCUCCUCCUCUCUCCCUCCCUCCCCCAUUCCUCCUCCUCUGCUUGUCCUUCUCUCCCCACUGCCCCCAUUAAUCUCUCUGGCUCCCCUUUCCGCCUCUCGCUGGACACCUGCUCCCAUCUCUUGUCCCUCCGCCCCUGCCCCCUCGCUGCCUCGGCGAACUCCUCCUGCCGCCUCUCCAAGUGGCAGCGCCUCCUCCUCUCCAAACCCCGCCUCCUCCUCAACUCCUGCUUCCACGCCACCCUCCACCGAGCCGCCGCCGCCCCCUGCCAGCACGACGUCCACGCCUCCAUCGCCGCCUUCCUGCGCUCCGGCAUCGAGGUCGAGUGGGACUCCACCUCCGACCCCUACUUCUCCAACUGCUCUUCGUGCCAGCGCGCCACCGGCGGGGUCUGCGGCUUCAACGAUUCGUCUUCCUCUAAGGAUUUCCUCUGCUUUCCUUCCGCCGAGCAUCUUGGCCGCCAGCCCACCGGCGGCCCCACCCACCGUCUUCUUAUUCUAAUCACCACCCUUUUCGCCGUCACCUGCCUUCUUGUUGUCGUCCUCUCUCUCUGGGCCGCCGCUUUCCUCCGACGCCGCCGGGACGACCCCUGCGGUGCCGCCGGUGACCCGAUGACCGCCUUCCUCCGCCGGCAUCACCUCCACCCGCCGGUGUACACUUACGACCAUCUCCACGCCGCCACCGGCGGCUUCGACCCCCGGCGCAAGAUCGGGGACGGCGGGUUCGGGGCUGUGUACCUCGCCCAGCUUGGCGACGGCCGGAUCGCCGCCGUGAAGCGGCUCCACAGCCACCACCCGUCGGCGAGCACCAAGUCCUUCUGCAACGAGAUCCUGAUCCUCUCCUCGCUCCGCCACCCCAACCUCGUCCGCCUCCACGGCUACUGCUGCGACCCCCGCGGCCUCCUCCUAGUGUACGACUACGUCCCCAACGGCACCGUCGCCGACCACCUCCACGGCUCCAGGAGCGCCUACAGCCGGGCCGCUCUCACAUGGGCCGUCCGCGUCGACAUCGCCCUCCAGACCGCCGCCGCCCUGGAGUACCUCCACUUCUCUCUGAAGCCUCCGGUGGUCCACCGGGACAUCACAUCGGCCAACAUCUUCGUGGAGAGAGAUAUGAGGGUGAAAGUCGGCGACUUUGGGCUCUCGAGGCUGCUCUCGCUGCCAGAAGAUUCGUCGUCGGGUUCGUCGGAGUACGUUUGCUGCACGGGGCCACAGGGCACGCCGGGGUACUUGGACCCGGAUUACCACCGGUCGUUCCGGCUGACGGAGAAGAGCGACGUGUAUAGCUUCGGCGUGGUGCUGCUGGAGCUGGUGACGGGGAUGAAGGCGGUGGACUUGGGGAGGGACCGGAGGGAGGUGACGCUGGCCGACCUGGCGGUGGCCAAGAUCCAGGUCGGGGCGCUGCACCAGGUGGUCGAUCCGGUGCUGCUGCGGCAGGGGAAGGAGGCCAUGGCGACUGUCGAGGCGGUUGCCGAGCUCGCAUUCAGGUGCGUGGCCGGGGAUAAGGAUGACCGGCCGGACGCGAGGGAGCUGGUGGAGGAGUUGAAGCGAAUUCGCAGUCGAAUGCAUGAUGCUCGCUCGUAAUUUGAGGAGACCAAGAUGCGAUUCUGAUGAAUUCAUGUUGGGUUCAUUUCAAGCAGAAAGUUAUGGUCUUGGAAGGAUGAUUCCUGAGAGAGUUGGUUGCGUUAAUUCCUUCUACUUCCGAGUUCUAUUAGCUGCGUAGCUAUUGGGGCAUGUAAACUGUCUACCCUGUAACUCUGGUUCCACGCUUGGAUCACCAACCACCUGAAAUGAGAAAUGAAGCAAUCUAGGACAUUUUCUCGGGCUUUGGUCGAAGAGAAUUGGAGAUAUGAGCCAGUAAAAGGAAUGGAAACAUGUUCACGAGUAAACUCGCCUUCUCAGGCUUUGGUGGUUGAAGAGGAUUGGAGAUUUGAGCUAGUAAAGGAAUGAAGAGUGUUAGAUGCCUAAGGAGGGCCUGGCUGGUGAAACACGUUAUACGUGGUAGAGAAAAUCUUUCAAGUCAUUGUUUGCAUCAAGAGAAUGAUCAUAUCAGAGCCCUGUAUUUGGCUUGUCGUGAUAGAACUCAUCUUAUCUCUACGCAAUUGUGUAAGUUACUUAUCUUUCCUCUGGCACUCCCUUCGUGGAUGAUGGAUCCUUGUUUUAUUGGAAAUUCUUAAGUCAUCUCCAUUUUGUUCACUUCUAUGAAAUCUUAACGCUUGCAUUUCUUCUUUUGUUUUCAA
Phoenix dactylifera (date palm) is the source of this 3155-nucleotide messenger RNA. Its product is annotated as Protein kinase superfamily protein. Gene Ontology annotation, biological process: protein phosphorylation. NCBI's taxonomy places the organism in Eukaryota, Viridiplantae, Streptophyta, Magnoliopsida, Arecales, Arecaceae. The record is from RefSeq and is a predicted model, not a curated record. Gene Ontology annotation, molecular function: protein kinase activity; ATP binding.